AUGAUAUAUUCAAUAGAGGCAAAAAAUAUUCAAAAUAGCGAAAUGCCAUUAGGUUUCAUAAAUUAGUAGACCUAGUUUUCAAAUCUCAUAAAUGACAAAGCUGUUUACAUAAAAUAAGAUAAUUCAAUAUAUAAAAUUAUGACUUCAAUAUAAUGGUUUAUGCAUAAUUAAGAAUAUUUAUAUCUUAUGUGUUAAAAUGAAAAAUUAGCAUUUAAGCAUUUAGAUGUUUUAACACUUUCUUUAGAUAAAAUUUGAAAUAAGUACCUACCUAUUUAAGAGCAUCUGGAAAUUUAGGUUUGUAUAUGCUAUGUAAUGUAUUUUUGAGAGUGUUUUAUUCUUUAUCUAUGAAGAAAAAGGCAUUUUAAUUAAAGGAAGAAUAUGUAGAAAACUUGGAAAAAUGCGGUGAAGAAAUUCAAUCAAACUUGGAAUCAGAUUUGAUAGAAGUGUGGACGACAGGAUUCAAUUUAAAUUAUUAAUGA
Messenger RNA from Paramecium octaurelia, 479 nucleotides. The record is from the annotation of a GenBank genome assembly. NCBI's taxonomy places the organism in Eukaryota, Ciliophora, Oligohymenophorea, Peniculida, Parameciidae.